Messenger RNA from Bactrocera latifrons, 3108 nucleotides. Its product is annotated as cytoplasmic aconitate hydratase-like. Bases 207 to 2903 code for a protein of 898 amino acids. Gene Ontology annotation, molecular function: aconitate hydratase activity; 4 iron, 4 sulfur cluster binding. The record is from RefSeq and is a predicted model, not a curated record. Gene Ontology annotation, biological process: citrate metabolic process; tricarboxylic acid cycle. NCBI's taxonomy places the organism in Eukaryota, Metazoa, Arthropoda, Insecta, Diptera, Tephritidae. The transcript is spliced from 13 exons. Gene Ontology annotation, cellular component: cytosol; mitochondrion.
AUUUAUAUAUUUGUUGUAACGACCGUUUACCGAUGGUGAUUUUGUAUUGAUAAUAGGUAAAUCGGUUUUGGAUCGGAAUCCCAUUGCUGGCGUAUUAGUCCGGCAUUGCCAUUUGUUUGUGAGAAUCAUUUGUGCUCAGACGCGCCUCCAGUGAAAUUGUUCUAUUGUUAUUUCGGUUAUUAGAAUAGUUUAUACAAACUAAUACAAUGGCCGGUGCCAAUCCAUUUGCGCAGUUUCAAAAGUCUUUUUCGUUGAAUGGAACAACAUACAAAUACUUCGACUUGGCUUCAAUUGAUCCAAACUACAAUAAACUACCCUACUCAAUUCGUGUGCUCCUGGAAUCUGCAGUAAGAAACUGCGAUAACUUUUAUGUACUUGAAAAAGAUGUGCAAAACAUUUUGGCUUGGACACCCGACCUAAGGCAGGGUCAAAACGAUGUGGAAGUUUCCUUCAAGCCGGCACGUGUUAUACUGCAGGAUUUCACUGGUGUUCCCGCUGUUGUGGACUUCGCUGCAAUGCGUGAUGCAGUCUUAAAACUUGGUGGUGAUCCCGAGAAAAUUAACCCAAUUUGUCCUGCCGAUUUAGUAAUCGAUCAUUCGGUCCAAGUGGAUUUCACAAGAAGCACGGAUGCAGUAACAAAGAAUGAAAGUUUAGAAUUUCAACGCAAUAAAGAACGUUUUACAUUCUUAAAGUGGGGAGCACGCGCUUUCAACAACAUGCUAAUUGUUCCACCUGGUUCUGGUAUAGUUCAUCAAGUAAAUUUGGAAUAUUUGGGGCGUGUAGUAUUCGAGGAAGGUAACGGCAAUACAAAACUGCUAUAUCCGGAUAGUGUUGUCGGUACCGAUUCGCACACACCUAUGAUAAACGGUUUAGGUGUCCUAGGUUGGGGUGUUGGAGGUAUUGAAGCUGAAGCUGUUAUGUUAGGACAAUCGAUUUCCAUGUUGCUACCAGAAGUAGUUGGUUACAAGCUUGUUGGAAAACUGGGACCACUCGUUACAUCCACUGAUUUGGUAUUGACUAUUACCAAAAAUUUAAGACAACUAGGUGUUGUUGGCAAAUUCGUCGAAUUCUAUGGUCCAGGUGUAGCAGAGUUGAGUAUAGCAGAUCGUGCCACCAUCGGUAAUAUGUCACCAGAAAACGGUGCCACUGUGAGCUUCUUUCCCAUCGACGAAAACACAUUGGCUUAUUUAAGGCAAACAAAUCGGUCAGAGGAAAAAAUUGAGGUUAUCCGACAAUAUUUAAAAGAAACAGGUCAAUUACGUGAUUAUAAUGAAGUCUCACAAGAUCCAAUUUACUCUCAGUCUCUAACUCUUGACUUGUCAACUGUCGUUACUUCUGUUUCGGGACCUAAACGACCACAUGAUCGUGUUGCAGUUUCAGAUAUGAAGGGUGACUUCCAAGCCUGUCUGGUCAAUCCUGUCGGCUUUAAAGGAUUUGCCAUUGCUCCAGAAACUCUACAAACUGCUGGACAAUUCCAAUGGGAUAAUGGAAAAACUUACACUAUUCGUCAUGGUUCAGUUGUGAUUGCUGCAAUUACAUCUUGUACAAAUACUUCCAAUCCUUCGGUCAUGUUGGGAGCUGGCUUACUUGCCAAAAAGGCGGUAGAAAAAGGACUGACAGUGAUGCCUUAUAUUAAAACAUCGCUAUCACCAGGAUCUGGUGUGGUUACCUAUUAUUUGCAAGAAUCGGGAGUUAUUCCAUACUUACAGAAGUUAGGUUUUGACAUUGUCGGCUACGGUUGUAUGACAUGUAUCGGUAACUCCGGACCACUGGAUGAUAAUGUUGUAAAUACCAUCGAAAAGAAUGGUUUGGUGUGCUGUGGUGUUUUGUCUGGAAACCGAAAUUUCGAAGGACGCAUUCAUCCUAAUACCCGCGCCAACUACUUGGCCAGCCCACUGUUGGUUAUUGCUUACGCAAUUGCGGGACGCGUCGAUAUCGAUUUUGAAACAGAGCCAUUAGGUCAGGGGCCGUCUGGUGAAAAGGUAUUCUUGCGUGAUAUAUGGCCAACCCGUAAUGAAAUCCAAGACGUCGAGAGUAAACACGUCAUACCAGCUAUGUUCAAAGAAGUUUACAGUAAAAUUACAUUGGGCUCCGAAGACUGGCAAAAGAUUGAGGUAGCUGAAAGCAAAUUAUAUCCGUGGAAUACUGAAUCUACAUACAUUAAGCACCCACCAUUUUUCGAUGGUAUGACCCGUGAAUUGCCACCACUUAAGGGUAUACAAAAUGCGCGCUGCUUAUUGUAUUUAGGCGAUUCUGUUACAACAGAUCAUAUAUCACCGGCCGGUUCUAUUGCCAGAAAUUCGCCCGCUGCACGUUAUCUAUCCGAACGUAAUUUGACGCCACGCGAUUUCAACUCGUAUGGGUCACGUCGUGGCAAUGAUGCUGUAAUGGCCCGCGGCACGUUCGCAAAUAUUCGUUUAGUUAAUAAAUUGGUGAGCAAAACCGGUCCACGAACUUUGCAUAUACCAAGCAACGAAGAAAUGGAUGUAUUCGAUUGUGCUGAUCGUUAUCGUGAAGAUGGCACACCAUUGGUGCUUAUAGCAGGGAAAGACUACGGUAGCGGUUCCAGUCGCGAUUGGGCUGCUAAAGGCCCCUUGUUAUUGGGCAUCAAAGCCGUUAUUGCUGAGUCUUACGAACGUAUACAUCGCUCUAAUUUGGUUGGUAUGGGCAUCAUACCUCUGCAAUUCUUACCCGGACAAAAUUCAGAAACUUUAAAUCUAAACGGACGUGAGGUCUACAAUAUUUAUAUACCAGAGAACGGUUUGAAACCUGGUCAGAAAAUUCAAGUUGAGGCCGAUGGCGUAGUGUUCGACACUAUUGUAAGAUUCGACACGGAAGUCGAUAUUACCUACUACAGGAACGGUGGAAUUCUUAACUACAUGAUUCGCAAAAUGUUUGCUUAAUUGAAAAUGCGCAGCAAUACAGGCAAUAUACAUGGAUAUAACGAGUAAAAGGAAGAUACUUCCGAAAGCCUUUUAUUAUUCAGAGUUUAAACUUUCCAGUUAUGCAUGAAAUGCAAAAUAUUUUUAAUAAUAAGGCAUCAAGGUUAAAAGGGUAAUUUCAUACUUACAAACAUGAUACGUAAUAAAAUAUAAUAUGAUAUAUCAA